Catharus ustulatus (Swainson's thrush) is the source of this 905-nucleotide messenger RNA. RefSeq names its product phospholipase A and acyltransferase 3-like. Gene Ontology annotation, molecular function: glycerophospholipid phospholipase A1 activity; A2-type glycerophospholipase activity. Gene Ontology annotation, biological process: N-acylphosphatidylethanolamine metabolic process. The transcript has 4 exons. NCBI's taxonomy places the organism in Eukaryota, Metazoa, Chordata, Aves, Passeriformes, Turdidae. The coding region runs from base 10 to 645 and encodes 211 amino acids. Gene Ontology annotation, cellular component: cytoplasm. The record is from RefSeq and is a predicted model, not a curated record.
UCCUCUGGUAUGGUAUUUAUAGUGAGAACCCCAACCCGGGACUUUCCGCACGACAGAAGCAGGACAGGCGCUGGGCUGCCCCUGCACAGCCCUCGCCUCCCCGCUGCGCUCUGCCCUGCGCUCAGCCGGCCCAGCUACAGCUGCACGUCCUCACUGCACGCUCCUGAGAUGGGACAGGACAAGAGCAAACCCCAGCCUGGGGACCUGAUCGAGAUUGACCGGCCAUUUCAUCAGCACUGGGCCCUCUACAUAGGGGAUGGAUAUGUCAUAAACUUGACACCUGUAGAUAAACCAAAGAUAAUGCUGGGAACCUACAACCUGCCAGUUUUUACCAGUACAGUGAAGAGGCAGCUCCUGGAAGAGGUGGUGGGAAAUCAUAAAUGGCAUGUCAACAACAAGUCUGAUGAGUACCAAACUCCUCUCCCAGUGAAGCAGAUCAUCCAGCGUGCUGCAGCUUAUGUGGGCAAGGAGGUGACAUAUUGUUUGUUUGGUAGAAGUUCCGAGUACUUUGUGACAGAGCUGCGCUAUGGAGAAGCAGUCUCUGAGCAGAUACAGGUUUGUGUGCAAGUUCAGCAUUCCGUAUUUGCUUCUCGCGGCCAUCGAAUUAAGAAAUACCAAGUCAAGCACAUCAUCAAUUCACGGUGAUCUCCAGCAGCACUCGUCUGUUUGUCACAUCUGCUUCUCUCUUUGAUGAAUUUUGUGGUAGUCCGCAGGACCUUGGAAACAAAUUUUCCUUUCCUUACACUGCCACUUCCCCUCCGGUGCUUUGCAGAACACUGGUGCAAGCUUUCUACCUCCUCCUGGUCUUAUCAGCUGCAUCCUAUUGGCUGUUUCUAUGGAAAAACUGAUUUUAACCUUAACUUUCACAAAAAGUAAACUAAAAUUUCCUGAUAGUUUACUCUGUG